This is a messenger RNA of Juglans microcarpa x Juglans regia, 1255 nucleotides long. Its product is annotated as 14-3-3-like protein D. Gene Ontology annotation, cellular component: cytoplasm. NCBI's taxonomy places the organism in Eukaryota, Viridiplantae, Streptophyta, Magnoliopsida, Fagales, Juglandaceae. Gene Ontology annotation, biological process: signal transduction. The record is from RefSeq and is a predicted model, not a curated record. Bases 110 to 892 code for a protein of 260 amino acids. The transcript has 7 exons.
UUCAAUUCGACUGCAACAACCCCGGGAUUUGGGUCUUAGGUUGGAGUGGCGAGUGGGACGCAAAUUAAAGCCUUCACUGCAAAUCCCUGUGAUCUCCGAGCGAUCGGCCAUGGCUUCCCGCGACAACUUCGUCUACAUCGCUAAGCUCGCCGAGCAGGCCGAGCGCUACGAUGAGAUGGUGGACGCAAUGAAGAAGGUUGCAAACCUUGAUGUUGAGUUGACAGUUGAAGAGAGGAACUUGCUCUCUGUUGGAUACAAGAAUGUUAUAGGUGCUCGUAGAGCAUCAUGGAGGAUCCUAUCAUCAAUAGAGCAGAAAGAAGAGGCAAGAGGAAAUGAAGUAAACGUGAAGCGGAUCAAAGAGUACAGACAAAAGGUCGAAUCAGAGCUAACUGAUAUUUGCAAUGACAUAAUGACAGUGGUUGAUGAGCAUAUUAUUCCUUCAGCUGCUGCUGGCGAAUCAACUGUGUUUUACCAUAAGAUGAAAGGAGAUUAUUACCGAUAUCUUGCAGAAUUCAAGACUGGAAAUGAAAAGAAAGAGGCUGCUGAUCACUCAAUGAAAGCUUAUGAGACUGCUACCACUGCAGCUGAGGGUGAUUUGCCCCCUACACAUCCCAUCCGAUUGGGUCUGGCUUUGAAUUUCUCAGUCUUCUAUUAUGAGAUCAUGAAUUCACCUGAGAGGGCCUGCCACCUUGCAAAACUAGCUUUUGAUGAAGCUAUCUCAGAGCUUGACACCCUCAGUGAGGAGUCAUACAAAGAUAGCACCUUAAUUAUGCAGCUGCUUAGGGACAACCUCACUUUGUGGACUUCGGACCUCCCGGAGGAUGGAGCUACAGAAGACGCCCAGAAGAUUAAUGGCACCACCAAGGCUGGUGCAGUGGAAAAUGCAGAGUGAUGCCUUACAACUAUAUGUAUCUGGGGAUGAAUCAUAAUGCCUUGAUGCCUUUAACCUUGAUGAUUUGUUAAAAAUAGGGCUUAUUGUUUAUCUGUUUCUUAUUGUUCUCUUGUCAUUCUGUUGUUUGGGUUACCGAAUGCUGGUGUGGUUUAUCGAGUGUGAUGUCUGGACAUGGUCGGUCCAAUGUGCAUCUACCCUGGCUUUUUCCUUCCUAGUAGUGAUGGUAGAUGAAUUGGAGGAUUGACCUUAUUGCUUAAGGUGAUUUUCUUGUUUUGAUGAAAAAUGCCACAGCCCAGAUGGAAAGAUUUCUAUUGUUUGUAUAUCAUCUAUACCUUUUUAGUUUAUAAGUAUUUUUUCCAUGUA